This is a messenger RNA of Brassica rapa (field mustard), 3250 nucleotides long. RefSeq names its product NAC domain-containing protein 46. Gene Ontology annotation, biological process: regulation of DNA-templated transcription. Gene Ontology annotation, molecular function: DNA binding. The record is from RefSeq and is a predicted model, not a curated record. NCBI's taxonomy places the organism in Eukaryota, Viridiplantae, Streptophyta, Magnoliopsida, Brassicales, Brassicaceae.
AUCCAAAUUAUUCUUUCUUUAUAGUCCUUGAAAGAUCAUCUCUAUAGUUACUUGCACACAACGGAUUGGUGAAUCAUCAUUUUUCAUGCUGCUUAUAAUCCGUAAAAGGCUUGGGCUGGUGGGUCCACAUGACCCAAUAAGGAGCGAUGGUGAUGUCAUAAUUUACGUCAGAUGUCGUCACCAAAUCAUGCGGGAGGCUCCUUCACUUUAAAGACUUUUCCCUUGGAAUCAAAAGUCAAUCUCUUAAGCUACGCCCUCAUAUUUUAAUAACCUACUAUGUGGUCCACGCGCAGAUUCAUAAAAUACGAGAGGAUUUAUACAUAUACAUUAUUUUACGUACACAGUUAUAUAAAAGAGAAGAAGAAGAAUACAUAGAAAAUGUUACAAUAGUACUUGUUUAUUAUCAUUAUUUUCAAGAUUUUAUUCCAUAACUUGAGGUCGAUAUAUAAUACCAUUUGUAUAUCAUAUACUACUAUUAUCCAAGUAGUGUAGGGAUCUAAAGUAUUUUUUGAUCGAUUCUAAGAAAUAACUGUCUCACCGUUUUAUAAAGUUUUAUGAAGUCAAUGUUGAAGUUUUCUUCAGAAGUAUUAAAAAGAUUUUGUUACCCCGUUUCUUGGUUUUACGUGCAAUUUUGUUUUUAUGUCACAUUGGUUUCAUAAUUCAGACAGAAUAGCCUGGAUUCAAUUUGUUUGGUUUAUCUAAAAAUUCAUUUGCUUUGGUUUAAGUUUAUCUGAAUUUAAAAUCACUAUGAAGCAUGCAUAGCAUAUCAGCAUAUGAGUAUCAUGAAUCUAUUGCGAAGCUGACGAAACGUUAUUUUUCAUCUAUAAUAUUUGAGUAUGUACGUACAUUCAGACAAUUCAAUAUAGUGGUAAAUAAUGAAUAGAGACAAUUAGACAGUUAAGUUAGUUAGGAGAUUAGGUAUCCUAUCGUUGAAACUUUUUUUAAAAGCACCCAAAGAACAAUUCAAGAAGAAUUAUUAUUAAGAACCAACUAGCAUUGUUGGAUUAAAAAAAUUGUAUUUUCGCUUCAUAUCCACAAAAACCAACUAGUAGUUUCUGUAAUGUCAACUAGUUUUUUCGCUCAUCAUAUCAUGAUAGUUCGUCAAUAAGUUGUUCCAUUUAUAUUUUCAUAUUGAUUGAUUUAGUUCCAUAGGUAAGGACUAGUUCUUGUCAUGCUACAAGAAGUCAUAGAAAAUAUUAAAUACAUAUAUCUAUUGAUGGAUUAAUUACACAGGCCGAAAUUUUAAAAUCUACAGCGGCAGUUUAUAAUUGACAGUCAAUCACCCUUUGAAACUUAUUUUCAAUCCUUAAUAUUGACAUUCACCAAUUUGAAGAUAUUGUUCUUUUUUACGAAAUUAAGAUACUGUUUUGUUCAAACUUUUAAAGCUGAGAAUAGAAAAAAUCAAUUUUUUUUUAUACAAUUCAUCUCCUCUUUGGUUUGGAAAUUUAUCUUCAUGGUAUAGAAGAGGUGGUUGGUUAGGUUUUUGUCUUCUCUGCCGCUGCUCUUGCAAGUGUAAUCUCUAAUCUCGUCUAUAUGCGAUUAUCUCUUCCUUUAUCCCUUAACUGAAAAAGUUGCUUAGCGCUUACGUGUCUUUACUACAUCACCAAAAAAUACGGAAAGAAAAGAAAAUAAACAAUCCUUGGUUUUAAUUAUUCUUUUUUUAAUUUCAUAGCUCUUAUUUUUCUUGUGUAUAAAUAAAGCCAUUUUCUUACUUUUUCAUAGUUUAAUUUUCAUUUUCCUGAAACUGUUUAGCUCCUCAAAAUUCUCCAACCUUUGCUUCUUCUUCCAUCUUUCUUCAACGCCUUUCCUUCUUCUUUAACGCCGACGUGUGUCUGCAAUAAAACACAUAGAUUCCUCGAUCGAUCUCCCUUUCCUCAGAACGUUUAAUACUUUGUUAAUUUUCAAGAAUUUCCUUAUCGUUAUCUUUCUUGUUUAAAGUUUAAACAUACAUAUAUAGAGAUGGUGGAAGAAGUAGGUGCAGUUGUGAACCAAGGAGGAGAUCAUGAGGUGGUGGAUUUGCCUCCGGGGUUUCGGUUUCAUCCAACUGAUGAAGAGAUCAUAACUCACUACCUUAAAGAGAAAGUCUUCAACGUCCAGUUCACCUCGGCUGCAAUUGGUCAAGCCGACCUUAACAAGAACGAGCCUUGGGAUCUACCAAAAAUUGCAAAGAUGGGAGAGAAGGAGUUUUACUUCUUUUGCCAGCGGGAUAGGAAGUACCCGACCGGUAUGAGGACGAACCGUGCAACCCUGUCGGGUUACUGGAAAGCGACGGGGAAGGACAAGGAGAUCUUUAGAGGCAAAGGUUGUCUUGUUGGGAUGAAGAAAACACUUGUGUUCUAUAGAGGAAGAGCUCCAAAAGGUGAAAAGACCAAUUGGGUUAUGCAUGAGUUUCGUCUUGAUGGCAUAUAUUCUUAUCACAAUCUCCCUAAAUCUUCAAGGGAUGAAUGGGUGGUGUGUAGGGUUUUCCACAAGAACGCUCCUCCUCCCACUACUAUUACUACUACUACAAACCAACUCAUAAGGAUUGAAUCUCUUGACAACAUUGAUCAUCUCUUAGACUUCUCAUCUCUCCCUCCUCUCAUCGAUCCAGGUUUCAUGGGUCAACCCGGUCCAAGCUUGUCAGGUUCCGGCCAACAAAACAACCUCAAACCCAUCCUCCAUCACCCUCCAACUGCAGCGAUCGACAACACUUACUUCCCUGCCCAAACCGUCAAUCACACUUACCACUCGGUCCCAAGUUCUGGAUCCGGUUUGGUUUACGGGACGGGUUCAGGCAAUAAUAACAACGGCAUGAUAAAGUUGGAGCAUUCUCUUGUGAGUGUGUCUCAAGAAACCGGUUUAAGUUCCGACAUGAACACAACCGCGACGCCAGAGAUAUGUUCGUAUACAAGGAUGGUGAAUUCGGCGGCCAAUGAGGCGAUGAUGGAUGGUAACAAGACGUCGUAUGAUGAUGAUGACUUAGGGAUCUUUUGGGACGACUACAAACUAAUUUGAAGGUUAUUAUUAAUUGUGAAUCUGUGAGAGUGGCAUUGAGUACUUUGUUUUGUGAUUUUAGUCAGGUAAUUAACCUGUUUAUAUAUACCUAAGUUUAUUAGGUUUUCCUAGCUAGGCAAUGAACUUUAGUUAGAAGAUGUUGUUUACUUAGUUUUUAGUUUGGGAGAAAAAGGCUUUGUAAUUCGAACUGUUUUAUUUUGUGAUUAACUUGUACAGAUACACAUAUAAUUCUUCUAUGAUUUAUUUCUUUGUGGUU